Messenger RNA from Ostertagia ostertagi, 741 nucleotides. The record is from the annotation of a GenBank genome assembly. NCBI's taxonomy places the organism in Eukaryota, Metazoa, Nematoda, Chromadorea, Rhabditida, Trichostrongylidae.
AUGCUGGAGCACGAGGUCGAGGUGUACGAAGAUGUAAAGGCGCCAGAAGUUAAAAAGUACUGGUUGCCAGUGAACUGGGCCGUAACCUUGAUAGCGCGAGCCCGCAACAAGGAGUUUAUCGCUGAUGCACCUUCUUAUAGCUUGAUGAUGAAGGAACUUAUUACUUUCCGCACCCAUCUUGCUCUCUUGUGCAACUAUGAUUGGGUCCCUAUACCAAUAGCCUAUCCUCAGGUCGUGUUCCUCGCUGUGCGCUCCUAUUUUAUAAUAUGUCUUGUGUCACGACAAUUCCUCAUAGGGGACGGUGCUCCAAACGCUCCGUCGGUAAGGACGAAUGGUAAUCUGAAGGCUAAGAACACGCUCAGAGUGUGGACGGAGCGUCCAGUAGCUGAAGCACUGCUCAAUCCCCUUGGAGAAGACGACGACGAUUUUGAGUGCAAUUUUCUCAUCAAUCGCAACACAACUAUCGGUAUGGCCAUUGUCGAUCGGACAGCCGGCAAGUGUCCUGAAAUGACCUACGACACCCUGUCCAAUACCAGUGUCACCAAGUUCGGAGGUGGAGAAUACGGUGGCGAUCAUGCCCUUGUUGGAUCAGUUGCUGAUGUUGUAAUACCUCCAGAAGAAACGCCAGGAGAUCUCGCUCGGAUAGGAUCAUUUAUAUCAUCAGCGCGAUCAUCAGCCCGACUUUCUCGAAAAUCAACAUCCUCAGAAAUAGGAAGGUCAGUUGUUUUGCUUGUAGAUUGA